This is a messenger RNA of Insectozyma verbasci, 927 nucleotides long. NCBI's taxonomy places the organism in Eukaryota, Fungi, Ascomycota, Pichiomycetes, Serinales, Debaryomycetaceae. The record is from the annotation of a GenBank genome assembly.
AUGUUUAAAUUAUUCGCUAAUCUACGUAUGAACCAAUUCUAUAGUAAUGGUAACAUCAUAUUAAGAAACUUGACUAAACAAAAUGGGAUUAAAAACUUUCAUUCAUCUGUGAAACCACUUCAAAGAUUUAAAUUUAAGCCGUUCGAAAAUUCACCAUUAAGAAGAAGUAAUACUUGGAAAAGCUAUAAUCAAUAUUAUAAUAGAACUAGUUGGGAUAAAUUAAAGAAUCCACUCAUAUUCACAGCUGCAUUUUGUGUGGGAACAACUUUGAUAACACCUUAUUUAUUUGAAUAUACUCCAUUGAAAAUUUUUAGACAAAACCCACAAAUAUUAAUAUGGUCAAUAAUUGCAAUAAAUGGAGCUGUAUUCUUAAUGUGGAAAGUACCUCAAUUUCAAAAAUACACAAUGCAAUAUGGUUUAUUAUUCAAAGAUAAUUUACAGUCUCCAUGGACCUUAUUAGGUUCAGCAUUUUCACAUCAAAGUUUUACUCAUUUAUUUAUUAAUAUGUUAUGUUUCCAAUCAUUUGCAUCUACUUUAGUCAUGGUAUUAGGUGUAUCUAAUUUCACUACAAUGUAUUUGAAUGCUGCUGUUAUAUCAUCAUUUGCAUCAAUUGCCAUUCCAGUUUUGAUUGGAUCGUCACUUUCAGUCGCUUCAUUAGGUGCUUCAGGUGCAAUUUUCAGUGUUUUCGGUACAUUUUCAUAUUUAUUCCCAAGUUCACCAGUUGGUUUCUUCUUUAUUCCAAUUCCUGGUGGAGCAUGGACUUUAUUUUUAGGUACUGCUGCUUGGAAUGCUGCUGGAUGUGCAUUAAGAUGGGGAACUUUUGAUUAUGCAGCUCAUUUAGGUGGUUCAUUAGUUGGUAUUGCUUAUGGUUAUUACUAUAGUAAGAAACGAAAAGAAUCUAUACGUAGAAGAAGACUUGCAUUUUAG